This is a messenger RNA of Temnothorax curvispinosus, 1444 nucleotides long. RefSeq names its product kxDL motif-containing protein CG10681. NCBI's taxonomy places the organism in Eukaryota, Metazoa, Arthropoda, Insecta, Hymenoptera, Formicidae. The record is from RefSeq and is a predicted model, not a curated record. The transcript is spliced from 4 exons. Bases 485 to 1102 code for a protein of 205 amino acids. Gene Ontology annotation, cellular component: BORC complex. Gene Ontology annotation, biological process: lysosome localization.
GAGUCCGUGCGUCCCGUCGCGUGUCUCUCACACGGCGAAUUUUUAAAUCGCGAGCCACGGCCUCGAGAUAUCGCGGGACUCCCCAGGUGGUUUCCGAGCGCCCCGCGGUGAUCGAUAACUUCGCACGUCGCCUCUGGCACUUGUUCUCGGAACUGCCGAGAAAGCGAGGAGGAUGGACUUCGAGGGGACGGACUCGGUUUAGCGCGAUCGCGAUAUAUCGAUCCGAGACCCGACGUCUCUCUUUUUUUCUCUCUCCUCUUCGUCCCCGAACGUGAUGAUAAACGUGACACGAUCGGGCGGUCGCAGUCCGGACUCUCGUGGCACGUAGCGUUCGAAGUCACCCGGUAUAAACGCGUCGUGUUUCGCGUUGCGAGCGUUUCCGUGCCGAGCGAGCGGGUUGCGUUGCGGGCCGAGUGCGAUGGGAUCGCACGACGAUGAGAGUGGACUUGCAACCUGGUGAUCAACCCCGAGGUGAGGCGAAAGCAUGGCGGCGGCGCAGAGCACGCCGGAGUCGGACACCGGGAGCUUCGAGUGUUUCAGAAACUACACGGCGCCGGAGGUGUUCGUGCAGGGCCUGGCCGGCAUCGUCGACCAGCAGGACGUCGAGUCCAUGAUACGCGCUCAAAAGCAGAUGUUGCAAAGGUUCGAAAAAACCAACGAGAUGCUGACGAACUGCAAUCAGCUGUCGGUGAACAGACUCAAGACGGCCGGUACGGAGUUCAAGAAGCACACCGCUCUUCUGGUCGAGAUGAAGAGGGACCUGGAUUAUAUUUUCAAGAAGAUCCGCCUGAUAAAGAACAAGCUGAACCAGCAAUAUCCACAGGCGUUCAAUGAGGCGGUAAGGAGCAGCUUGGCGGAGGAAGUUAUCGUGGAGGAUGUCGAUUGCCCGGUGAAACCCCUCGAGCCGGAGGUCGUGCCGCUGCCGUCCGGUCCGGCUCACGGCGCUGCCGAUCAAGAUCCCGAUUCAGAUGUGCCGGUCGAGGAGUUUCAGUUCGCGAAGCUGCGCAAACGGCGAAUAAAGAGUAACGACAGCUCGUCGACGGAGAGCAACAACGAUCAGAGUAACGCCGACACGUCGUCCUGCACGUCCGACACCGGUUGAAAGAAAGCCGGACAGCCGGACAGUGAAUGAGAGAAAGAGGGGGAGAGAAUGAGAAACGCUUGUCACACAUAAUAAUUGUCCCAGGUCGGGCUCACGCACCGGCGCCGCUUCGAAAUGUUGCUCGGAGAGCGUAAUCGGGCUAAUCAAUCCGACCAAGUCGAUCGAUCAAAUCAAUAAGGCAAUAAAGGGGAAUCGGGAGGCGCGGAAUCUCUCGAGGCCGAGGGUGGCGUCGUUACGCCGUCGCCGAUGCCACGCACACCAUAUCUCGAUGUCAUUGUGUGCGAGCUGCGAGUUUUGUGAAUACUGUCAAUGUUGAGCAAAAUAAAUUCUUUGUACAUGGUA